Theobroma cacao (cacao) is the source of this 4142-nucleotide messenger RNA. The record is from RefSeq and is a predicted model, not a curated record. Lineage: Eukaryota; Viridiplantae; Streptophyta; Magnoliopsida; Malvales; Malvaceae.
ACCAUUGACAAGUAAGCAAUUGGCUCUGGACUACUUAACGUGUGAAUCAAUUCAUGUAGUUCCUUUCUACCUACAUUGCAUUAACCCUUGUACUCGUCCUUCCCGCGUGGUUCGGAACUGGAAGAUUAAAAAGCUUCCUAUUUGUUACAAGGGUGGUCCAGAAUUUGGUAUUUUCCCUCUUGAUUAAUUUUCCUGCAUUUCCAUCGUUAGUUAUUCGCAAGGUUUACAGAUCUAGUGUUAAUCUAUCUUCAGUUCUCAGUUCUCAGUUCUAGUGUUGUGAAAAUUUACAGAUCUCGUAUUAAUCCAUUUUCAGUUCUCAGUUCUUUGUUCUAGUGUUUGUGAAAAUUUUGGGGAGUGGAGAUGGCAGAUGCUCUUCUUUCAGCCGUUCUAAACACCAUCUUGGAGAACAUAAACUCCCUGUGGCUUGAAGAGUUUGGGAUCACAGGGGGAUUGAAAACCGAGCUUGAGAGUCUGCAGAGCACCUUAAGUACGAUCCAAGCGGUACUUCUUGAUGCAGAGGAGAAGCAGUGGAAGAGUGAGGCUAUCAAGAAUUGGCUGGGAAAACUCAAAGAUACGGCUUAUCAUCUAGAUGAUAUACUAGAUGAGUUUGCAACAAACACUCAAAAAGAAAGGCUGCAGAGAGAUGCUAGAAGCCAGGUAUGCACCUUCCAUUACCUUCCUAAACAGCUUUUAUUUCGCUCAAAGAUGGCGCAUAAGUUGAAGGAUGUUAGAGAAAAAUUGGAUGCAGUUGCUGGGGAGAGAUCCAAGUUCCAUUUGAGAGAAGGGAUGGAGCCCUUGGAGGACAGAGAAGUGAGUGAUACAGAGUGGAGAAAAACUAGCUCACUUGUAAAUGAAUUAGAGGUGUAUGGAAGAGAUAAGGAGCUGGAUAGAAUAAUCAAUAUGCUGUUGAACAAUUUAGCAGAUCAGGAUGGGAUUUCUGUUUACACUAUAUGUGGCAUGGGAGGACUCGGAAAGACAACACUUGCUCAAUUGGUUUAUAAUGAUGAAAGCAUAAGAAAGGCUUUUGAUUUGAGAAUUUGGGUAUGUGUAUCCGAUGAUUUUGAUAUUACAAGAUUAACAAAAGCCAUUAUAGAGUCCAUUGAAGGAAAGUGCAGUAUAGAAGAACUAGAUCCCCUGCUAAGACACCUACAAGAAAAACUAAUUGGGAAAAGGUUUUUGCUUGUAUUGGAUGAUGUGUGGAAUGAAUAUCACGAAAAGUGGGAAGGAUUGAAGGAAGCAUUUAGAUGCGGUGCGAAAGGAAGCACAGUUAUAGUCACUACCCGUAUCGAGAAAGUUGCCCUUAUGAUGACAACUACUCCUAUACACCACUUGGGAAGCUUGUCCUGUGAUGAUUCUUGGUCCUUAUUCAAGCAGCGUGCGUUUAGGAUGGGAAAGAGCGAGGAUUACCCACACUUAGAAGCACUUGGAAAGGAAAUAGUUAAGAAGUGUGGGGGGGUGCCCUUAGCACUAAAGGCUUUGGGAGGUUUGUUGCGUUUCAAAGAAAGAGAGAGUGAGUGGCUAUCGAUCAAAGAAAGCGAGAUGUGGGAAUUGGCAGAUGAGGGGAGCAAAGUCUUAUCUGUGUUGAAUUUGAGUUACAGACGUCUAAAACCGCAUUUGAGACAAUGUUUUACAUUUUGCUCUAUAUUUCCCAAAGAUUAUAUCAUGAGUAAAGAGCAGUUGAUACAACUUUGGAUGGCUAAUGGCUUUGUUCCUGCAAGAGGACAAAUGAAUUUGCAUGACAUGGGCUGUGAAAUCUUCAAUGAAUUAGCUUGGAGGUCCUUUUUCCAAGAACUCGUGGAGGAUUUUGAAGGAAAUUCAACAUGUAAAAUGCAUGACCUUAUCCAUGAUCUUGCACAAUCAAUUAUGAGUUGCGAGUGCUCUGUGACUGAACCAAGUCAGCUAGUGUUGACUGCGCCCAAAACAGUUCGUCACAUGUUUGCUUCUGGUAAUUCGUCUAUAUUUGCUCCUUCAAAUGUGGACAACCUACCCAAAGUCUGUUCCUUGCGCACAUUGUUUGUACGUAACAACUUCCAUUGGAGAAUUGCAACUAAACAGAAGCAUCUGAGGGCAUUACACGUUACAUUUAAUGGAGGAAUGAAAAUCUCAAUUGAUGAUAAGUUCAGACAUCUAAGGUAUCUGAGCCUUGUUAAUUCUGGAAUUGAAACACUGCCAGAAUCACUAUGCAGCUUCCAAAAAUUGCAGACACUAAAUCUGAUAUGUUGUUAUCACCUUCGCAAAUUACCCAAAGGUUUGAAGCUCUUGAAAAGUCUUACAUAUUUAGACAUAAAAUAUUGUAAUGCACUUACUCGUAUGCCUGUUGGCCUGGGGCAAUUGUCUUGCUUGCGUAGGCUGAGCAUGUUCAUUGUGGGAAAGGACCGUGGUUGCUGUAUAGACGAAUUAAAAGGGCUGGCUCUUGAGGGAGAGCUUUGCAUUGAAGAACUUGAUAAUGUAAAAAGUUUAAUAGAUGCUAAAAGUGCCAAUCUGAUAAUGAAGCAAAAUCUAAGAUCACUAGGCUUAUCUUGGCGCAAAAUCGACAAUUGUUACCUACAUGAAAAUGCUGAAGAGGUUCUUAGUGGUCUCCAACCUCAUUCAAGUUUGAAGACGCUAAGCAUACGAAAUUACCAUGGUCCAAAGUUUUCAUAUUGGUUGAUGGAUCUCCUUGUUCCAAACCUAGUUGACAUCACACUGGUAAAUUGUGAAAGAUGUGAAUGCCUUCCACCUCUUGGUAAAUUAGGCUUCCUCAAGUCCCUCACCAUUACUGGAAUGGAUGCUCUAAAAUCUAUUGAUAAUAGCUUCUAUGGAGAUGGCGAGAGUUCAUUCUCGUCACUGGAGAGUCUCUGUUUCGAGAAUAUGCUUUCUUUCGAGGAAUGGACAACAGUGAAGGGGAAGGAAAAUUUUCCUCAGCUAAGAUCAUUAGUUAUUAGAGAUUGUCCGAAGCUAGUUGAAAUGCCUAUGCUUCAAUCUCUGAAAAUAUUAGAAAUUAGCAAAACCAGCGUCUCAUUACUUAGCUCCGUGAUGCAUUUCACUUUUCUCACCUCUCUCUUACUGGGCGGCUUUGAUGGCUUGACGGUUAUGCCAGAUGGACUAUUGCAAAAUCACAAGCACCUUGAAAGCUUGGAGAUACGUUUUAAAAAGCUGAAAUCUCUAUCAAAUCUUCUAGAUAACCUAUCUGCUCUCGAGCAAUUGGAUCUUCAGGACUGCCUAGAGCUUGAAAAUAUUCCAGCAGGACUAGAAAACCUCAGCUCUUUGGAGAGAUUGCAUUUAAGUGAGUGUAACAGCCUUGUAACCCUUCCAGAAGAUGGAUUGCGUGGUUUAUCUUCCCUUUCUUCGCUGUGGUUUCAAGGGUGUCAGAAAUUAGCCUCUUUAUCUGAUGGAGUGAGAUAUCUGACUUCGCUCCGAGACUUACUCGUCAAUGAUUGUCCAGAGUUAAACUCAUUGCCCGAGUGUAUCCAACAUCUCUCUGCACUUCGGAGUUUGAGGAUUUGGCAUUGUGAGAGAUUAACUUCUCUGCCAAAUGGGAUAGAAAACCUUGCCUUGCUUUCAGAAUUGGAGAUCAUGCGUUGCGAUAAUCUAAUGUGUCUGCCUCAAGGGCUACAGAGUCUCACGGCACUCACAAUACUGAGGAUUGUAGGAUGCCGACAUCUGGAAAGGCGGUGCAGGAGAGAGAGAGGAGAGGAUUGGCCCAUCAUAGCCCACAUUCCUUCUAUUGUAAUCAUGUCCCGUGGAGAGUACUUUUUUCGAGGACGAAGAAGGCCUCUUGGCAAUCUGUUAACAAGGGUUGGUGAUUGGACAAAUGGGCUCUCCAGAAAGUUUUGGAAAUCUUAGCCCAAUGUAUGAAUAACAUGGAAGAAACCUGAUGGGUGAGAUGAAUUUCACAAUGGUGUGGAGUACCAGAGUUGUGAAAUGCGUGCUUUGCAAUUCAACAUUUUCUGGGAUUUGUACUGUUGCCUUCACUUUUCCUUCAAAUUGGUCCUUGAUGAUUAGACAGUCAUUUUAAGGUGUCAAUAUGCAAGUUUGAUUACUUAUACACUAAAGUGAUUGUGUUAAAUUUGUGAUGUACUCUAGAACACACUACUAAACAUGUUCAAUUUAACAUUGAAUUUGGGGUACCUUGAAUUUGAAUAUCUGUAUGUUGGACUUAA